AGAAGUUUGACCUCACGGAGUUGGAAGCCCUGAGCAGGCGGUGGGACCUCUGGUAUUUCAGGAAGUACAUCGAGAGGCAGGUGUACACACAGGAGCUCAACGAGAGGGCGUGCUACUUCAUCUGCAUGACUUACAUCACCGCAAUGCCUCAAAUCCGAAGGUACUUCGACCUACGCUACUUCUACGUGGAAACAGUGGAGUACGAGAUGGGAUAUGCCAUUUACGACAUCGUGUACAGAUACCAGAUGAUGCUUGAGAUAUACCAGAUUAUGUACAAUAAGUACUAUAUGCAGCCAUGGCGUUACAAGACACCAAUAUCGUACAUGUUCUAUAUGUAUCGGAACAUGUUAGAGUACGGCAUGACCAUCAUACAUCUGUGUAACAUGCUUCACGAGACCGAGAAGAAAUUCCAAGGGAAGGCUCUUGGGCAUUGGGACGACUAUCCUGAUUCAAACGAGCAGGAGAAGACCAAGGCCUCCAACUUCACAAGAGACAAAAAUAAGGCAGUGAGCGACUACGAGAAACGCCGAGAACAAGAAAGAAAGAAGAGACUCAAAGAAAGGAAGAAGGAACGUAAGAAGAUUGACAUAGGAUUCACUCGGACUACUCCACAAAGGCGGCCUAAGAAGAGCGCCAUCUAG
Messenger RNA from Ostrinia furnacalis (Asian corn borer), 641 nucleotides. RefSeq lists its product as uncharacterized. Bases 126 to 641 code for a protein of 171 amino acids. NCBI's taxonomy places the organism in Eukaryota, Metazoa, Arthropoda, Insecta, Lepidoptera, Crambidae. The transcript is spliced from 5 exons. The record is from RefSeq and is a predicted model, not a curated record.